Messenger RNA from Stegastes partitus (bicolor damselfish), 1680 nucleotides. It is a transcript of the gene gemin8, whose product is annotated as gem (nuclear organelle) associated protein 8. The record is from RefSeq and is a predicted model, not a curated record. The coding region runs from base 271 to 870 and encodes 199 amino acids. Gene Ontology annotation, cellular component: SMN complex. Gene Ontology annotation, biological process: spliceosomal snRNP assembly. Lineage: Eukaryota; Metazoa; Chordata; Actinopteri; Pomacentridae. The transcript is spliced from 3 exons.
CCGGCUAACAGCUAGCAGCUAACAGGUAAAUGUGUUGUAGUGGAAGAUAUUCAGCGUGUGUUUACGUGAGUGUGUGAAACAUGAGAUCAGUCGCUUCGUGUGUUUUAUUCUGGUGAAAAAUGUCGCGUCCAUGUUGUGCUUUCUUCACCUGCUGGUUUUAUCUGAUUAACUUUAACUGACUCUGUCAGUCACUUUAUCUGCAUCUGUGUCCGUAAGGUGCAGGUUUGUAGCGGAUAGAAGAGACCCGCUGGGCUGCGUCCGUCUCCAGUCAUGCAGGAGGACAUCAACACCGUGAUGUCCUGGUUUUCCAGCCCCGUGUACAGCCGCUACUGGCAGCACUACCAGCAGGCCAUGUCCUGGAACCAGAGACACAGGCGGGCCUACAUGAAGGCCCUGGAGGCUGCAUACGGACCGAGCUACCGCCAGGAGCAGCAUCCCGGCAGCCAGCAGCGCUACGCGGACUGGAACGAAGGAGAGAGUGAGGACGGAGAAGACGGCGACGAGGAGAGCAGCUCGGACAGCGAGAUCGAGUGUGACGUCAGCAACAUGGAGAUCAGCGAGGAGCUCCGGCAGUACUUCGCCCAGACAGAACGACACCGAGAGGAGCUGAAGAAGCAGCAGCAGAUGGAGGCCGAGCAGCAGGACGGCUACGUGCCGGCCGACCGGGACCUGCGCGGCGUCUCCUGGCGAAGCAGCGUCGCUCCUCCCUCCGAGCGACCCGGCGAGAGGCGCGCCGCCGAGAUGAAGAAGCUGUACGGCGAGGACGCGGCCAAGAUCUCGGCCAUGGAGGCGGCGAUGCAGCUGACGUUCGACAGAAACUGCGACCGGAAGCAGCCGAAGUACUGGCCGGUCAUCCCGCUGAAGCUGUGACAGCUGUGGGCAGAGCCGCUGGAUCUGGAGGAGAUCCCUGCUCGGGUUUCUCAGAGAGGCAGCAGCUUUGUCGCGUAACGGAUCGCGGCUGUUGGGAGCUGCUGAUGUAGAAGUAAUGGUUCGGGUUAACUGAGUGUAAGAAGUUAUUUUAAGCACAAAAAAAGUUGCAUAAAUUAGCCGAGUUUCUGCUCAGCCAGACGCGAAUGUCACUGACCUGUCAGCUGCUGCUCCGAGUGGAAACCUAUGGCUGUGAUGUUACAUUUAAGGCUUCAUCUCCUCUGGCUCUGACAGAACUUAGUGCAUCCAACACUCGUAUUGAUUUUAAGGUGAGGAGCACCAAAAAGCAAGAAUGAGUGUGAGCGGGGGGUCAGGCUUACAGUAAACCUGCCCCCGUCGCUGAUGUAAACACGCUCAAACAACAUGUGCCUGCGCCUUUCCUCCUAAUCUGUUUUUGUUUACCCUCCAGCUCGGCGAUGUUUCAUGCUGCAGUAGCUCCUCUUAUGCCUGUCAACUUAGUUUAACCACAAAAAAACAUUCCCAGCCUCCUCGUCUGCUCAGAUUCCUGCAUGGCUGCUCCUGAUAUUCCACUUCUGAACACACAAGAGGAGCGAUUCGCCGUCGUCGCUUCCAAACCGGGCCGCUCUUAUUCUGACAUUUCACCGCGUUCAAAGGCGUUCGUGUUGCUUUCUCCGGAGGGGCGUCGACUCGUCUCUUUUAUCUUGUGUUUGCACCACUCUGCAGCAUUUGUUUUGGACUAGAUGUGUAUUUUAAUAUAUAUUCUGUUUGUAAUAAAGUAUUUUAAGUCUAAAA